Messenger RNA from Paracoccidioides lutzii Pb01, 1281 nucleotides. RefSeq lists its product as hypothetical. The record is from RefSeq and is a predicted model, not a curated record. The transcript has a single exon. Bases 1 to 1281 code for a protein of 426 amino acids. Gene Ontology annotation, molecular function: hydrolase activity.
AUGAAUAUAUUAUGCAUUACUGGACCAAGAAAGCAGACCCAAAAUGACCGCCAACAAGCCAGUCGCCUAUGGCUGCGCAUCAAAGCCACAACCCUCCGAAUCCUCAUGAAAAUCGGCAUGAUAUUGCACGGCUACAUUCCAUUCCCCAGUCCGCCCAUCCCAUGCUUCACCAGAACCAUUAAACCUUCCUCCUCCCCCAUCUCUUACGUGUGCUCUCCCCAUGUCCGUUCUCUUCCCUCCUUCUCUAAACUAAAAGAUAUGAUAACCCUCCACUUCUACACACCGGCCAACUACCAGACCAACUCCGCGGACGGUAAAAGAUGGCCCGUGGUCGUAAACUUCCACGGCGGCGGCUUCACUAUCGGCUCUGCAACUGACGAUUGCCGCUGGGCGCGAAUAGCCGUGUCUCGCGCCAAAGCUGUCUUUGUGAGCGUCGAUUAUCGUCUGGCACCUGAAAACCCGUUCCCGGCUGCCGUAGACGAUGGCGUUGACGCUCUGCUCUAUCUAGAAGCCAAUUCCGAAGCGCUCUCGCUUGAUAUGAGCCGCGUGAGUCUCACAGGGUUUUCCGCGGGGGGGAAUCUGGCCGUCACCGUACCGCUGCGGUUAUAUCGUCGUACCAUCGAACUGCAUCACCACCAUCACCAGCAGCACCAGCAACACCAGGACCAACAGCAGGAGCAAUUUUCAGGUGUAUAUACUCCAGCAAGCGGAUAUAGCUACGAAGACCUUGGCCAAAUUGACUCAAACCAGUUCCUCCUGAGCCACCUGAACCACUCUACACACUCCCUUCCACAACCAGAAACUCACCACCCCCCAGCCCAAGCCCCAACCCCCAGCAUAAACUUCCAAAGCAUCUUCGCCUGGUACCCAAUCCUCGAUUUCGUCACAACCCGCGAAACCCGCCGUAACCGCUCCAAGAACCCCGACAAACGCCUCCCGGGCUUCCUCACAAACCUCUUCGACGAGUCCUACGUCCCCAGAUUGGAAGAUCGGGUAUCCCCCUUCGCCUCCCCGCUGCGUGCAACGGAUACCAUGCUGGCAGAGGCGCUGCCGGCGGAUGUGUUUCUGUACGUGUGCGAGUGGGAUAUGUUGUUGGAGGAAGGGCAGGAGUUUGCGAAGAAGUUGGAGGGUUUGGGUAAGAAGGUGCGGUCGAUGAUGGUGGCGGGGCAGGGCCAUGCGUGGGAUAAGAGCGUGAAUCCGUUGAGGGAUCAGGAGGCUGUGGAUCUUUUGUAUCAGGAGGCUUGUGAGGAGAUGAGGGGGAUUUUUGAGAGGGGGAGGUAG